AUGCCUACCAGAAGACAGCAAUCCCUUGACGUCGACUUCCAAUUUGGACAGGCAGGAAAGGAACGGAAACAGCCCGGCCGAUUGGAGCAGUUAGGCAGCCAUGUAAGGCAAAAGCUCUCCAAGUCCAAACUGAGCAAAAACAGUUCGACUGGGAUCUCUCUUCAACGUUUGGGAGUGGAAAAUCCCGAAGCUGCUUUGAGCCAACGCUCAACUGGCCUGCUCGAGCUUCUGAUGCCAAGAGGAGGUAGUGAAGGAGGCUACGACAGCGAUGCCAAAAGUAUUCAGACAGCCAUGUUAAAGGCGAGUGACGGUACAACGAUACGGAGUCCUCAGGCAGCGGAAGACCUGGUCAGAACCGCCGGUAGACCGACGUCUCUUGAAGGCGUCCCAACAUCGCAGAGUAGCGUUGACGGAAUCCCAGGUGGUCAGCACACGCACAGAAGCCCGUCAUCGCUCUCGACGCCUUCGAAGACAUUAUUCACCAAAAUCGUGCUGGAAGAUGACAAUCAGUCGCCUACAAGAGUCCUCCAGAGGCUCAGUGUCGGCCUGGCGAGUGGGACCAUCAAACUGGGAGAUGUUAAUGGCUUGAGUGGAAAUCUGAACCAACAGGAAUCGCCCAGCUCACAAAAACGGAGAAAUGAUCUAGAGUUUGAGAAAGCGUUGAGAAGAUUGAGCACUACUGUUGCAGCCGCAAGAACGGAGAGCCUCGAGUCUAAUGCUGAAAAUGCCCGAAACAGUCUCCUGGCAACUCUGGACCCGAGUUUGAUUAACUUUAUUUCAAAGUUCGGCGAACUCAAGUCGAUAGAUUGUUCGAGAAGAUCAUCCCAAGAGAAUGCCGUUGACAAAGGCCAAACUGCGCAAAAACUGGAGAUGGCUGAUCAAAGCCCAAUGGAGAUCUCAGUCCUAGGGGAUGGAAGUGUCAUGAGGAAAGAUAUGGCAUCGCUCACUAAUUCUGAGCGAAGCUCGAUACAUCUUUACAACAUGAGGAUAUCCCAACGACUUGCAAGUCCUUCCGUCAACGCGUCUGGAUCCAGACCAGAGACAAGUCGCACCAGUAUUGAACAAGCUAAGAAUGAGCUUACAGAGGGCUGGCCGGCUGACAGUCGACUGUCGUUGACUGAAAGACGCCCUGGCUGGGUCGCAACUGAGCACAACAAACGACCAUCAGAUCCCAGAACUCGGCGCCUCUUUGAGGAUGUCAUGGCUGCGGAUAAGUCUAAAUCGCAAUUGAGGAAUGUGGUCUCAGCUAGUUCUAAUCCCGGAACAAAACUUGUCGGUCAUGAUGACGCUUCGUCAUUCUACUGGAGUGAUGGUGAAGUCAGUGAAGACAGAAGUCGACAACGCAGCACGAGGCGAAAUCCGAACAGUCUUGCAGUGGCCGGAAGAUCAGAAUCCAUCAGCUUACCCGUCAGUUCCUCCGGUGGUAGCAUGGGCCACGUCUCGGUUGCAGGGGAGGGUGUUUGGUUCGGUCGCAGAUCCUCACAAAUGCGACGACAAGGCGAUGAUGAUGGCCAGCUCAAGCUACACCCACAAAGACAGCGAAGCGCCAGCAUGCCGACGGGGAACAAAUUUAGUCUCAUAGCCGUGGGCACCGCCCCGAGGCGUGACCGAGGUCCGACGGAUGACUAUGAGACGUUGAGUGAGAUCAGCACCGACCAAAUCCAAGACACGAGAAGAGAACAGCUCACAGAAGUCAGUGUCCAAGCGGUCCGUGACGUGUACGAUGAAAGAAUGAGUGAUAUUGACCCUGACACAAUAUCUGCGACAAGGAAACUGGACUCGAGCUUGACAGAGUUUGACCCAUUCUCUCAGUCAACCAAGAGACGGUCACUUGGCAGCUCCGAUCUUCUACCUGGCAAUGGACGUCAAAGAACGGAGUCUAGUCAAGGGGCGAAUGGCUUUAGUGGGUCUGAAGGUAGAUAUCCAGAAACCACUACCGACAUGUGGCGGCGAACGUUGAAGCAAGCAAUUGACAAGCCUCAGGACGAGAUGCUGGGUGGCUUUCUUACUGCCCCCAAAUUCGACCGCAAUGGUAGGCGAAGAAGCUCGGCGUCCAGUUACAGUACUGCCAAGUCUGAUCAGGAAGCCGUGACGGCGGAAUCGGUCAAUGUUCCGGACAAGAGAAGUCUGCAGCAAGUCCAGGUCUCUAUGUCUGCAGUUCAACCCCAGUCACUCAAACUAGGCCAAACACCAAGACUUGACAUGCGACGAAGCGGUCUGGGGUUGAAGGGAGGAGGGCAAGUGAAAAGAGCAACUGGAGAGAAAAAGGCCAGCAAAAAGAAGAGUCUCUUGGAUCUGGGCAAAAGGUUCACCACACUUGGACUUUCGACGCAAGGCGAGACAGGUCACGGAACCAGCACUCCAUUCAGGGAUCUUUUGGGCCGGUGGGGACGGUUUCCUAGUUAUUCAAGAGAGGCUAGAUGUGGUCCAGCAGGUGCAAGCGAGGGUGUUGCUGUUCGUGACUUUGCUUUGGAAUGUUCUGAUGAAAACGCACCAUCCUAUGUACGGGCUCAGCAGACUUCUUGGAACCGGAACCGAUCGGCUUUAACCCUGGGCUUGCAUAGGCCACCAUCUAGAAGACGGCUACCUUUUGGGAGAAAGGUGAGAAUGGACAAGAGGAAAAGCAAAAGCCUGGACCUUUUACGAAGCAGUAUCAACACCCCGGGAUUUUUGGGUCCUCGGACCAAGAAAACUGGGACCGGGCUGGUUGACAAGUGGAAAAGGGCAUACCGAAGCAGCAGCUCUGAUCUCCGAGCGUACACACAAACCUAUGGACAUAGAAGCAGUAUCAGUAUGAGUGCCAGUGUCGAAUAUCCUGAGCUGGAAAUCAUUGCCGGGCACGACGGUAGCCAGGACUCUCCAUGUCAAGAACAUCACCGCCGUGGUGAGGUAGGAGGUCCACCAGGGCCGCCACAGGCGUCGACAGGUGCGCUGCCUUGGACGAACAUGUAUCGAGAAUGUGUUGGCAGUCUCUCUGCGCUGAAGAGUGAUGUGGACUUGCAGCAAAUGAACCAAGUGGAUGAAGCAAAGCAUCGAGAUGGCAGACAAAGCAGCGGGGAGAUGAAAAGCACCGAUCUACGCAGCAGUACGGUGGACUUUGAGGUGCAGCUGGGACGAGAACAUGAAGCGGUAAGAGAAGGGUUGAUCCGGAAGAUCGAAAACAUAGGAAAAGAGGGAUCCCCGGAUGGAACCCCGGAUGGAACCCCGGAUGGCUUGGACGGGGGCGGGAUGAAGGGGAAGCCGGUCAAGCAGGAUUAG
Molecule: messenger RNA, 3258 nt
Organism: Capronia epimyces CBS 606.96
Lineage: Eukaryota; Fungi; Ascomycota; Eurotiomycetes; Chaetothyriales; Herpotrichiellaceae
Exons: 1
Coding region: 1-3258 (1085 amino acids)
Source: RefSeq, a predicted model, not a curated record